This is a messenger RNA of Pectinophora gossypiella (pink bollworm), 3315 nucleotides long. RefSeq names its product glycine dehydrogenase (decarboxylating), mitochondrial. Gene Ontology annotation, molecular function: glycine binding; pyridoxal phosphate binding; glycine dehydrogenase (decarboxylating) activity. Gene Ontology annotation, biological process: glycine decarboxylation via glycine cleavage system. The record is from RefSeq and is a predicted model, not a curated record. Lineage: Eukaryota; Metazoa; Arthropoda; Insecta; Lepidoptera; Gelechiidae. Bases 93 to 3101 code for a protein of 1002 amino acids. Gene Ontology annotation, cellular component: glycine cleavage complex; mitochondrion. The transcript is spliced from 17 exons.
CCCUCUAUCAGUUGCGAACCAUCGCUUUUGUCGAACGGUCAUUAUGCUCAAGUAUUUAGUUUCUAUAAAAUAAAUUAGUAAAAUUAUAAAAAAUGCAGAGGUUUUUAGCUCGCGGGGUUGUGAGUAAUGUUACUCUGGAAAGUCUUCAGAGAAGUUUUGGAAAGGAGGUAGUGUUGAGAAAUGGCGUGCGAUGUGUGAUGACACAGAGCACGAAAUCCGACAACUUGUUCCCUGAGAGAGUGGACUUCCCCAGUAGACAUAUCGGCCCACGUGAUCAUGAUAUCGUCACUAUGUUGGAUCUUCUAGGUUACAAGAGCUUGGAUCAGCUGACUAAAGAUGCGGUCCCAGAAAAAAUUCAGCUACGAGGACUCAUGGAUAUUAGUGACCCGAUGAGCGAAUACGACCUUAUUGAGAGAGUACGGAAAAUAGCAGAGAACAAUCAAAUAUGGCGGUCAUACAUCGGUAUGGGAUAUCAUAACUGUUGCGUUCCUCACACCAUAAUGAGGAAUUUAUUCGAGAACCCUGGCUGGACCACUCAAUACACACCAUACCAACCAGAAGUAGCCCAAGGGAGACUGGAAAGUCUUUUAAAUUAUCAAACUAUGGUUAGCGACCUUACCGGCUUGGACGUGGCCAACGCAUCAUUACUCGACGAAGGCACCGCAGCAGCCGAAGCCUUGUCUCUUUGUCAUAGGCAUAACAAACGAACCAAGUUUGUGGUAUCGGAACGUCUUCACCCUCAAACAUUAGCCGUGGUACAAACUCGGUUGGACGCUCUGGGUCUGGAAGUGAUCGUAGUACCUGAUGUUCGCCAGAUGGACUACGCACAAAGAGACAUUUCUGCCGUACUGCUGCAAUGCCCUGAUACGAGGGGGCUGGUGUAUGACUACUCCGGUUUAACAGCUGUCGCCCAUGAACAUGGAACUUUAGUUGUAGUAGCAACAGACCUGUUAGCGAUGGCUCUACUUCGCCCACCAGCGGAAUGUGGAGCAUCCCUCGCAGUAGGCACUUCCCAAAGACUAGGAGUCCCCCUAGGGUAUGGAGGACCACAUGCCGGGUUCUUCGCUGCAGAACAUGCGUUAGUUCGCCUUAUGCCUGGCAGAAUGGUUGGUGUAACCAGAGAUGCUACAGGAAGAGACGCCUACAGGUUGGCAUUACAAACUCGAGAGCAGCACAUACGUCGAGACAAAGCUACGUCCAAUAUUUGUACUGCCCAGGCGCUCCUAGCCAAUAUGUCGGCUAUGUUUGCAGUUUAUCAUGGACCUCAAGGUUUGAGAGAUAUUGCGUCCAGAGUUCAUAAUGCUACUUUGGUGCUGGAUCAUGGAAUAAGACAGCGUGGACAUAAACAGUCCAACGACGUGUACUUCGAUACUCUACACGUCGUUCCACUAUCUGAACAUGAUGCGAAUGCCAUCAAACAACGAGCACAAGAAAAGAAGAUUAAUCUGCGCUACUUCGAAGAUGGCGCGGUCGGAGUAGCUUUAGACGAGACCACCACUAUGCAAGAUGUUGAUGAUUUACUGUGGAUAUUUGACUGCCAGCCUGUCAAAAAUGUAAUGGAAAGCGGUGACGUUAGAUCACGUAGUAUACAGCAGGGGCCAUUCCGUAGAACAUCUCCUUACCUCACACAUCCAGUAUUUAAUAUGCAUCAUUCUGAAACGAAGCUUGUGCGUUACAUGAAACGAUUGGAGAACAAAGAUAUAUCUUUAGUGCAUUCAAUGAUACCUUUGGGAUCGUGCACAAUGAAAUUGAAUUCGACGACAGAAAUGAUGCCGUGUUCUUUCAAACACUUCACGGACAUCCAUCCAUUUGCUCCAUUGGAUCAGUGUGAAGGUUAUCAUACUCUAUUCGAAGAGCUUGCCAGUGACCUUUGUGCUAUAACUGGCUACGAUAGAGUUUCAUUCCAGCCAAACAGUGGAGCUCAAGGAGAGUACGCGGGGUUGCGAACCAUCAAAAGCUAUCACGAAUUCCAUGGUGACAUGGGUCGCAACAUUUGCCUUAUUCCCGUGAGCGCCCACGGUACUAACCCUGCGUCCGCGCAUAUGGCUGGUAUGAAGGUUUGCGCUAUCCGUGUCACACCAUCUGGAGAAAUUGACAUGGAACAUUUGAAAGACAAGGUGGAGGAACACAGUGAGAAGUUGUCAUGCCUCAUGUUGACGUAUCCAAGCACAUUCGGAGUGUUUGAGGAACGCGCAGCUGACGUCUGCGAAUUGGUGCAUAAGCAUGGAGGACAGGUUUAUCUAGAUGGUGCUAACAUGAACGCCCAAGUAGGAUUAUGUCGUCCAGGGGAUUACGGCAGUGAUGUAUCUCAUCUUAAUUUGCACAAGACAUUCUGUAUACCACAUGGCGGUGGUGGUCCUGGGAUGGGUCCCAUUGGAGUCAAGGCUCACUUGGCACCAUUCCUGCCAUCACAUCCUGUAGUUGAUCCACUCGCUGAUUUAGGUGAAAAGGCUCACAGUUUCGGAUCUGUCAGUGCUGCACCGUUUGGGUCUUCAGCUAUCCUUCCUAUUUCGUGGGCGUACAUCAAAAUGAUGGGUCCGAAAGGCUUGAAACGAGCUACGCAAGUGGCUAUUUUAAAUGCAAAUUAUAUGUCGAAAAGAUUAGAAGGACACUAUAAGACUUUAUACAAGGGUGACCGAGGACUUGUCGCUCACGAAUUCAUCAUUGACGUGCGAGAUCUGAAGAAAAGUGCUAACAUUGAACCUGGUGAUAUUGCCAAGCGUCUUAUGGAUUUCGGUUUCCAUGCGCCUACAAUGUCCUGGCCAGUCGCAGGCACUCUGAUGAUUGAACCAACAGAAUCUGAAGACUUACAAGAGCUAGACCGAUUUUGUGAAGCUAUGAUAACUAUAAGAAAGGAAAUUAAAGAUAUCGAAGACGGCGUUAUGGAUAAGCGAGUGAAUCCCUUAAAGAUGGCACCACAUACACAACAAGAAGUUAUAUCCGAAGACUGGAAUCGUCCUUACACUCGAGAGCAAGCUGCGUUUCCUGCUCCGUUCGUUAAAGGUGAGACGAAGAUUUGGCCAACAGUUGGACGUAUCGACGACAUGUACGGCGACAAACAUCUUGUAUGCACCUGCCCUCCUGUGCUUGAUGACUUUUAAAAUAUACACUACCUAAAUACCUGUCUGUACAUUAAGUACAGACAGGUAUUUGAAGUAAAGGCCUUUGGCUGACACCAGGGUUGAAGAGGUUAGUAAUGUACCUCAACCCACACAAUAAAAAAAGAUGAAGUAAAACACGUCAGAAGCGGUUGCGUAAUGUAUGUAUAUUUUGUCAAUAUUGUCGUAGAAUAAAUAUCGUUAUUUAACAACAAAA